AUGUGCAUCUCCUUGCGUCUUGCGGGAGACGAAGGAUGUUUCCAUCUGGUGUCCGUCUACGGGCCCACGAUGCAACGACCGGAGACCGAGAAGGACGAGUUCUGGGAUGAGCUGCAGACCGUGUGGCAGGCGCUGCCUACGCGAGAACCCGCCUGGAUUCUAGGAGAUUUCAAUUCUCGAAUCGGUAUCAAUACUGCAGCUGCUCCAUCACCCGCGGCAGAAGGAGUACAUGGACCGUAUGGCCUUGGUCAGCUAAAUGCUAAUGGGGAACGUUUUCUUCAUUUCUGCUCUGAAGCUCACCUUAAGGUCCUCAAUACGUUCUUUCAGCAUUCUGCCGACGAGCUCACGAGCUGGGUUCACAGACGGUGGGGCACGCAGGGCAUGAUUGAUUACGCAGUGGGCCGCGCUACAGACUGGUGCUUUGUCCUUGAUACUCACUCCCUGCCUCGUGCAGAGGUGAAUAGUGACCAUCGUCUCAUGGUCUUGAAGCUGCGCGCGGCUCCUGGACGGUAUGUACGCGCAGCUCCGACGGCUCCCAGUGACACAAGACUGCCUCGUUUGUGUGUUGCCAAGCUUCAGGGGGAGGACGUCUGCACCCAAUAUGUCAAGGAGGUGGAGCGCCUUCGACAGUGUGCAGCUCCUGGUUUUCCUUCGCUGUCUCAUGAUCUGUACCAGGCGGGUGUUUCCAUUCUAGGCACUGCACAGCGCAGAACAUCAGACUGGCGAGAGGGGCAUGACGCUACUCUUCGGGCCGCAGCUGCACGCCGCCAACGGGCUCUAGAGAACCUCAGGCUUUCACCGGGCUCUCAGGCAUGCUUACAGGAGUUGAGAGAUGCGCGCCACGCCUCUCGUCGAGUUGUUCGAGACCUCAAGGCUCGCUGGUGGUCAAGUCGCCUGCAGCGCCUCGAAGCAGCCGCUCGCCGCAACGAUGCUGCUACUGCCUACAGUGAUGCUAAGGAAAUGGGCCGUCUACUUCGCUCACAAGGUGUUUCUGUGGAGCCUCUUGCAGCGUCGCCAGAUGCAGAUCUGACUGCAAAAGCGGCUCACUUUCAGGCUGUGUUGAACGUGCAGCGCCCAGUAUCUCCGCACAUCUGGGACGAAAUUCCGGACUUGUCUUCUGAUGCAGCUGACAUAUCUUGGGACCCGCCGACAGUGCACGAACUUCGGCGUACCAUCAUGCAGUUGUCCAAUGGCAAGGCUCCUGAUGCUUCAGGUGUGCAUGCCGAGCUCCUGAAGGUGUUCGUUCAGACAAUGGAUCCCGCUGGUGACGCUGUCGUUGCCGAGUUCCACGACCUGGUCCAGCGACUUUGGCGUGGAGAGCAGCUCGAUCUGACUACCUGGCACUCCUCGCUGUUGUUUUCGAUUUGGAAGGGCCGCGGCCUUGUCACAGACCUCGAUGGACAUCGAGGCAUUGUACUUCUGGACGUGCUCAAUAAAGUCGUCUGCAAGAUGCUGGCUUCUCGCUUAUCCGAGCUUGCCGAAAAGCAUUGUGCUGAAUCCGAGACAGGCUAUCGGAGAGGCAGAGGUUGCGCUGAUGCACUCUUCUUGAUGCGGCGACUCUUUCAGGAGUGGAGUUGCUCUCGUCCUACUCGAGCCCACGGGAGCAGCUCUUUGUACGUCUUGUUCAUUGACCUCACUCGUGCCUUCGAUGCAGUUCCUCGGGCCUUCCUAUGGACUCUGCUGCAGCGCAAGUUGGGGGUCCCUGCACAUGUAGUUGAUUUGCUCAAAGCCAUCUAUACGGGCAUGAUGACGCGUGUGUGCGGUCAGCGUGGUCAGCUUAGCCCCGCUUUUCAGAUGUCCACUGGGGUUCGACAAGGCUCCAUCGAGGGACCGGUGCUCUUUUUGCUUUACUUUGCGGUCGUCAUGAAGGUCUGGCGACGGCGAUGUGGCGACGCCCUAGGACCGAACCACGGUGUUCCCUGGCAGUCCGUUGUUGAUGGCACUCUCCGCUUGCCGGCUCAGCUGCGCAGGUGUGCGACUCGGGAGCAUAGUUUUCGCGACUCGGUCUUUGCAGAUGAUACGGCGAUCUUUGCUACUAACUGGAAUGACUUCUGCCAGAUGUCGGAGCUUUUUCACCGGACGUUGAGAGACAUGGGCGGCCUCCUGAAUGCAAGCAAAACCGAGUGGCUCGAGCUGCAUUCCUUCGUUGGAGUGCCAGAUGUCGCUCCGCUCCCAGGUACCAAGAUUCUGAAGAUUGCUGGACAGCACAUCAGCAAGACUGCGCAGUUCAAGUACUUGGGAGCCGUUUUAGGCAUCGACCGCACCUGUGGCGUUGAUGCAGACGUGCGUCGUCGAGUCAGUCUGGCUCACGCGGCGUUCUCGAAGCUUCGUCAUCUUUGGAGAGCACGCGAGAUUUCGCUGAAGACUAAAUCUAGGAUGCUGUUGUCCUGUGUGGCGGCAGUUUUGCUGUACAGCAGUGAAGCAUGGACCCUGCAGUACCCACAUCAUCGUCUCUUGCACACCACAUGGAUGAUGUUUGUGCGGAGAGCGCAGCGCCUCAAGUACAGCGACAUGCAGACUCUUCGUCUUGAUAAUGAUGCCUUGUUGACGCGAUUAGGCGUGCCAAGUGUUUUCACUCUGCUUGCUCGCCGCACAGCGCAGUGGCUUGGCCACGUGGCUAGACUGCCUCCGCAGAGGCCUGCGCAUGCUUCAUUGUUCGGCACGAUUCCAGGCCGCGCCUUUCCUUCAGCGAGUGAAGUCGGAGCCCACUGUCAUCACUACACUGGCCGCGCCAAGAUGGUGAUGCAGACCCUUGCGCUUGACAAUUGGUCAGAGUCGCGGCUCUUGGCCGCCACGCUCCACGUGCUGACCGAGCGCGAGUGCACGCUCAUGGUGGUGUUGCUUUGCAAGUGGUGCCCCCACUGCAACAAGGUCUAUCGACACAAGGGCUACUUUACAAUGCAUUGUCGAGAGUGUCGGGCCUUCCAUGCUCCGGCCCCAGCUGCGGCUGGGCAAAGCGCCCACGGUCAGGAUGCUCUGCAAGCUCAACAGCAGAAUGGUGGUCGUGCUGAUCGCGCUCGUAAGCCUUUGGUCGCCCUCUCGACUGCUGAGCUCACGCUGGCGUUUGUCAGUCAGCAGGACCAGCUUGACCAGUUGCAGCAGCAGUGUGCCGCGGUGUUUCGCUUCGCCUCCGACAACGUCUUUGCUUUGCGGCUCCUCGCGGCGGUGGAUCAGUGGAAAACAGAUCAUCGCCCAGGGCGCCCUCACCCCCUUGGAGCUUGUGCGACGGCAGUUGCACUUGCAAUGCUCUUCGGCAUCUCCGAUGCUGGGAUUCCGCCAGCGUGCAACGAGGAGGCGGCGAAGGCUCUUCAGACGUUGGCGGCAGAGCUCCUGGCAGGGGAAGCGGCAGCAGUUGCUCGUGAGUUCAGUCACUGCAGCGCACGUCUCACGGCAAAGAAGGAGCACAUCAUCUUGGAUUGUAGACCUACACUCUAUGGCCGCAUCUUUCCAUUUUACAAUGUACUAUGUCAGCUUUUGGAGUCGUUCGACGCUGAACGCUUGGGUCGGAAGCCUGCUGGCUCUCUGCUUCGCAAAGCCAGACAGCAACAGUAA
Molecule: messenger RNA, 3552 nt
Organism: Symbiodinium sp. CCMP2456
Lineage: Eukaryota; Dinophyceae; Suessiales; Symbiodiniaceae
Source: the annotation of a GenBank genome assembly